AUGAACCCCGACUCAGAGUCCGAAGUCUAUGAACAGCUGGAACUGCCCGAUGCUGAAUCCGAAGACCAGCAUCUUAUUCGAACUGGAUUCGGAGAGAUACCAGAAUCGAAAUCUCGACUCCACCGGCGCUCCCUCAAGGUGCCGAUCAAACUUGUAUCGGCCACUAUCACAGUAUUGUUGGCUCUUGCGCUAUUAGCCCUCGUGUACACUCAGUGGCCGCCCUCACCCUGGAAAGACUGCGGGAAUUCCCCCGAAGAAGCCCGAAGAAGGGGGUGUAAUUUCGAUAUCAUGUCGUUUUCCUGGGUGCUCGAGCCAUGCGAUGAUACCGAGCUAACCGAGGAGUUUCUGGGACUGGAAGAUUGGCAGUGGUUUACUGAAUUUAACGGUACGGAGACAGUACCUAAGGAUGUUGUUGGCGCUGGGGAAUUGGACCUGUGGGUUAGCUGGAAGUAUCACAUCAUUCACUGCACUUACAUGUGGAGGAAGAUGCAUCGAGCCAUGGAGCGGGGAAGACCCAUGGACAGUCAUCUACGGUCCUACAAUCACACCGUGCACUGCAGCCAGAUGCUGUUGUACAAUUGUGUGGCGGAUAUGGUGACCACCAGAGCAUAUGUCCGAUAUCCGCGCUGUGGAUAG
Messenger RNA from Aspergillus sclerotioniger CBS 115572, 636 nucleotides. RefSeq lists its product as uncharacterized. NCBI's taxonomy places the organism in Eukaryota, Fungi, Ascomycota, Eurotiomycetes, Eurotiales, Aspergillaceae. The transcript has 2 exons. The record is from RefSeq and is a predicted model, not a curated record. Bases 1 to 636 code for a protein of 211 amino acids.